Molecule: messenger RNA, 4679 nt
Organism: Aspergillus pseudonomiae
Lineage: Eukaryota; Fungi; Ascomycota; Eurotiomycetes; Eurotiales; Aspergillaceae
Product: glycerophosphocholine phosphodiesterase
Exons: 4
Coding region: 580-4152 (1190 amino acids)
Biological process (GO): glycerophospholipid catabolic process
Molecular function (GO): protein binding; glycerophosphocholine phosphodiesterase activity
Source: RefSeq, a predicted model, not a curated record
GGUACCUUGACCUCCUCCAAGUAAAAAAGUCAAAUAAAUUUUUUUUUUUUUUUCGUUCCCUCUUUUCUCUUUUUUUUGUUUUUGAAUUCUUUCUUCUUGACCGUAUCCGAGCUGCCCUUACUCCAUAACGGCAUCUCUCACCGCAAUUUUUCCUGACUGGUUGAGCUUUUCACGUGCUGACUCCGCCCACGCUAUAGUAUCCAUAUCUUUGCCCAUACUAUCACACAUCCUUUUUCAACAUUCUUUUUUCAAUCGAUAUAACCGUGAGAGUCUUUUCCACCUUGGCACAGAGACGAACACCUUGCGCAAUGGCUUCUUUGUAAACUGACACAUGGCGCUGCCGCAUUCGAAGUUUCAACUGUCCUUUUCCUUUGUCCUUCUCGAAUCCGUCUCUUGUUCUUGAUCUAUUCCGCCACUGGUCUAUAUCUUCUCAAGUUGGUGAUUGGGAUAAUUUGUGUAAAAAGCCCCCGGGAUCUUCUCAAGCAUCCGAGAUACUUGUUAUCGAGAGGAGCUUACAGCUUGCUCAUUUUCCUUGAUACAGAUCAUACCUCGUUGUGAUUGUCAGAAAACGAGAACAUAAUGAAGUUUGGGCGCAAUCUUCCACGGAAUGUCGUUCCUGAGUGGAGCUCCUCCUACAUCAAGUACAAGGCGUUGAAGAAGCUCAUCAAGUCGGCGGCAGAAGAUGUGAAGGCUGGCCAUGAGGCAGAUCUUGCCGGAUUCUUUUACUCCCUCGAUCGAAAUCUCGAGGAUGUCGACUACUUCUAUAACAAGAAGUACUCGGAUUUUGCUCGCCGCCUCAAGUUGCUAGAGGAUCGGUAUGGCCAAUCUUUGGAUGCUGGUCAUCGUCUUGACUCGGAGGAGGUUGAGGACCUUCUGGCCGCCUUGCUUGAGCUGCGCGGCCAGCUACGGAAAUUACAGUGGUACGGCGAAGUCAAUCGCCGUGGGUUCAUCAAGAUCACCAAGAAACUGGAUAAGAAAGUAGGCGUCCAUGCGCAGCGAACUUAUCUAGAAACGAAGGUCGACCCAUCUCCAUUCGCCUCGAAUGCGCGGGUCACCGAGUCAUUGAAGCAAAUCAAUGACUGGCUUUCGGUACUUGGUGAGCAGAAGGUCUCAGACGAUGCCAGCUCCACUCGCUCUUCCCUCUCACUGAAGAGGGGUCCGGCUCGCCCACACUUGAACUUACCCUCGAGUUUGCUUGUCGCUGUCGACGAAGCGUUGCGCAAAGAUGACACACACGUCCUCCUGGAAUUACUGGAGGACCUUAGAACUUCUACGGACAAGCUUGGAGGAAACCUUUUCCCUAAAGUCCUCGAGAGCCUCUUGCAGCGGUCUAUUUACUACCGCUCGAAAAGCUGCAUUUCCGUCCUGCUCGACCGAAUGGAUAGCCUCGAGGAUGAAGAUGAUAUCAACAAGCGUAACUGCAUUCACAGAUUAGUGAUCUCAAUCGGUCGGACACAGUCCACGACUGACUCGGAGGAGUCCGCUUCAAUGGUCCUGGACUUCCCCCUUGAAACCUCCAAUUAUAUUACGCCCGCUGCCCUGCCAACAUUGCAGCCUCCUCGGAAUGUAGUGAAGGAGUCGGAUCACCCUCAGCAUUUGGAUAGAUCAGAUCCGUCGGUAUCGCUUCUACACCACCUGCUAGAGGAGCUCCGGCCUAGGCAACGACCUGCUCUGCUUUCCAAGGAUAUCUCGGGUCGUACCCCACUGCACUAUGCUGCUCAGUAUGGGUUCAGAGUGGUCUGUGAAGUCAUCAUCGAGCACCUGCAGGCAUGGGAUAUGUUUGAUGUUUCUGGGGGUAUCGAUGGGCCGCACUGGCAGGAUAAUGAUGGUUGGGCCCCUCUGCAUCUGAGUGUGGUUGGUGGUCACCCAUUAACUACACGCACCCUUUUAGACGCCGAGAACUGGCAAGAUGCCAGUGCGGAUAAGUCGACCACCCGGAAACAGGUCUCCAAAUCAAGCGCAGUACUUGCGAUGGCCACAAAGGCAAACUUUGUUGAUAUCGUCAAGCUUCUGGUGGAUGCAGGGGUUGAUAUCAACUAUCAGGAUGAGCAAGGCGAAACCGCGUUACAUGUCGCAGCCCGGUUUGGCCAUCAUAUGUGCGCCAAGAUCUUGUUAGAGGGCAACUGUGACCAAAAGGCGGAUACGGAAUUGGUUGAGCACACGUACUCUUGGACACCACUGUUCAUUGCCAGUGUUGAUGGGUCGCUGAGCAUUGUAGACCUGCUGAUUGAAGCUGGUGCCGACCUUGAAAAAGCCGACUCCUCUGGGUGGACUGCGAAGGAACAUGCAGCGCUGAGAGGUCACCUUGACAUCGCUCGACGUCUUGCCGAACUUACACCUGAGCCUGAUGUCGCGGAAGCCGAGCCUGUGAUACCGAUCCCUGUAGCUUCCUCCUCUCCUCCAGCCCCAUCCUCUUUGAUUGAGCGAAGAUCUAACACCAGCACGCCCUCGGGUAGUUCUAGUACGCGGGAUGUUGAACCUGUUAAAUCUUUUGGACACAGGUAUCUUACCGACGAGGCCAUGAUCUUGGUGAGCCUGGGUACCAUGGAUAUGCACAGGCCCGUGGAAGCAGUUAACCUUGAUCGUAUCCCAAUGGAGAACGCUCAUUCCACCCAGCUUGAUACUGCAUUGUCCAUCGUUGUUUCUGCUAACGGGGCUCAUGGAGAACCCGAGAUCAUCGAUCUGCCUGUGCAAGACAAUAUCUCGACGGAGCCAAUCGUUUUCCAUACUGCCGACGCGACGAAAGUGAGACUUCUAUUCGACCUCGUCCCGACCUAUGCUGGUUCGAAAGACCAGGUGGUUGGGCGUGGUGUGGCACUACUCUCUAGCAUUAAGCAAAGCGUAGGCUCCAAUCGCAUCAACUUGAAGGGUGACUCGACUGUGCCUAUUGUGGCUGCAAACACCCUGGAAGUCAUCGGCACGGUCACAUUCAACUUCCUCAUCGUCACGCCUUUCAAGCACCCGAACAUGUCCAUCACCGGUGACCGGACCUAUUGGAAGAGUAUGAGCUCGACCAUGGUUAUUGGACACCGUGGCUUGGGUAAGAAUAUGGCCAGCCGCAAUUCGUUGCAGCUUGGUGAAAAUACGGUGCAGUCGUUCAUUGCAGCCGCGAACCUUGGCGCAUCUUAUGUUGAAUUCGAUGUACAGCUGACCAAGGAUCAUGUUCCCGUUAUUUAUCAUGAUUUCCUCGUCAGUGAAACCGGAAUUGAUGCGCCAGUUCAUACUCUCACGUUGGAACAAUUCCUUCAAUUGGGUGACAGUGGAUCGUCUCGUCGAUCUGGCUCCCCAUCCCAGGCGCUUGAUGCUCUUGGAAAGGAGGCAAGCACUUCUGCUCCUCGUCAACGCUCAAUGUCUGUCGGUGGUUUUGAAUAUGACCCUGCGGAAUUAAACGAGAAGAUCAAGCACACUCGCGAUUUCAAGAAGAAAGGCUUCAAAGGCAACACCCGAGGCAAUCACAUCCAAGCACCCUUCGCCACAUUGGAAGAGCUUUUUAAGAAACUUCCUAAAUCUGUUGGAUUCAAUAUUGAACUGAAAUACCCCAUGCUCUAUGAGAGUGAGGAAGAGGAGAUGGAUACCUACGCAGUGGAACUGAACUCCUUUGUGGACACGGUUCUUACCCAGGCGUACGAGUUAGGUCAAGGCCGCAACAUGAUCUUCUCUAGUUUCAACCCUGACAUUUGUUUGUUGCUUUCCUUCAAACAACCUUCUAUCCCGGUGCUCUUCUUGACGGAUUCUGGAGCCUCUCCUGUUGGUGAUAUCCGCGCCAGCAGUCUGCAGGAGGGAGUUCGGUUUGCGUCCAGGUGGAACCUGCUCGGUGUUGUCUCGCAGGCCGAGCCACUCGUACUCUGUCCUCGACUGGUUCGAGUCGUUAAAGAGUCGGGUCUGGUUUGUGUCUCUUAUGGAACUCUAAACAAUGAUCCUGCCAAUGUCAAGCGCCAAGUGUCUGAAGGUAUUGACGCGGUCAUUGUCGACUCUGUUCUCGCCAUCCGAAAGGGUCUUACGGAGCAUCAGAGCAACUCAGUUACUCCUCAACGUAGCCCGCUCGUCCAGCCUACCCCAGUUGCUCUGAAAGAUACUCUUCAAAUACCCAUUCUCAACCAUGCGGAGCAGAAAGACGAUCACCUUCACAUAAAGCCGGAGGCUGUCAUUUGAGCGCCUGUCAUUGCAUAGGCAAUUCAACCUGCCACCAAGCCAAAGGCAUGGUUUCUACACCAUUUAUGCAAUUUAAUGAGAUAUAGAUGUUUAGUGUUGAUUCCGCAAUACCUGCCCGAGCCAUACUUGCUCACUCUUGGAUGUCUUUACGGGAAAGAUAUCUCAACAUGAAAUAUUUUAGAAAAUAUGCUCUCUUUCUAAGCACAGAUCUUCAACAAAAGAGACUGGACAAUAAUCUACUUUGGAAUAAACUGCUUUGGAUAAUUAGCGCUAGCCAUAGACAUGCCAUGUCUCUUACAUACCAGGUGCUGAAGAUCAAACCCCAUUACAAGAAUUUCAGCUGUAGCGUUCUUAGAUUUAGUAUUCGAUAUACUGCAAUACAUUGAACUAAGCAUCUACCCCCGGCCCAAGGUCACGUGCACGACAGUCAUCGGCAAGUGACCGAAGAUAGAGAGAGCUAAAGCUUUGAUAACGCUACCGCCUCCCCAACCAGAUCUUCCUCUCCCCCCAGUCGACCAGCGGAGAAC